Molecule: messenger RNA, 1491 nt
Organism: Apodemus sylvaticus (European woodmouse)
Lineage: Eukaryota; Metazoa; Chordata; Mammalia; Rodentia; Muridae
Product: solute carrier organic anion transporter family member 6C1-like
Exons: 12
Coding region: 1-1491 (496 amino acids)
Biological process (GO): transmembrane transport; sodium-independent organic anion transport
Cellular component (GO): membrane
Molecular function (GO): protein binding
Source: RefSeq, a predicted model, not a curated record
AUGGCAAAAGCUAUUGCAGAUGCUGGACUAACAGUGGGAUACAGUCUGGGUUUUGCAGGAGGAAUACGAAAUUCAAAGUUUCCUGUGAACGAAGUUAUGAAAGCAGUUGGACAUGUUCAGAAGUUUCGAAUAUUGCAGCGUGGUUGGUUGAGAUCUUUUAGUUUUGUUGCUGUAUUUGCAUUUUGUACAAGUUUACCCAUGUUAUGUUUUCCAUCUACUUUACCUGGUGCACACAAGGUAAGACUUGAGAAAAGUCAGGAACCUGCAAGCAUUGACAGGAGAAUUAAAAAUAAGGAAAUCAAGCCAAAUUUGAAGAGUGUUCUUCUUGCUAUUUGGUAUCUACUGAGGAACCCACUGGUGCUGACACAGACAUUCUGCAAAAUUACAGAGUCUAUGGCUUUUAAGUCAUCUUUACAUUUUUUGCCCCAAUAUUUACAAACCCGGUUUUUAAUAACACCGGCACGAGCCUCUUCACUCUCAGGUGCUGUUCUAUUUUCAGGAGGUUCAGUUGGCCGUUUUUUUGGAGGCUAUAUUGUUGACAGAUUGCAAAUGAAUAAUAAGAACAAGUUGAAAUUUAUAGCGAUAUCAUCUUUUGUGUCACUUUUGCUUUUCCUAUUAAUCUUUUUUGUGGAGUGUGAAACAGCAAAGUUUGCUGGAAUCAAUGAUGAUUAUGAUAGACUUGGUAUACUUGGAAACCUUACAGCUCCAUGCAAUGAGCACUGUGGUUGUACGACUGAUGAAUACCGUCCUGUAUGUGGAAGAGAUGAGACCCAAUAUUUCUCAGCAUGCUUUGCAGGGUGCAGAGCUUUUAAAAGCCUAAGGAACGAAAAGACAUACUACAAUUGUUCUUGCAUUAAAGAAGGAUUGACAACUGCUGAUACUGAUGGUCAAUAUAUUGAUGCUGUUUCUGGAACAUGUGAUACCAAAUGCUUUACAUUACCUUUGUUUUUUGCAUUUUACUUUACUGCAACCAUUUUUUCUAAUCUCUGUAGUAUACCAGCCUUCUUGAUUAUCAUGCAAAGUGUACCAACCAGUUGGACUUCAAUGAGCCUGGGUGUGACAUUUACAAUUUGGAGAUUCAUUGGAGCUGUCCUUGGACCAUUAGGUUUAGAAGCAACAUCAGAUUUUAAUUGCAAUUUCUGGAACAUUAAUGAAUGUGGAGAGAAAGUACAAUGUUGGAUCUACAAUGAGAGAAAUUUGGUCUACACAUUUAAGACAAUAUGGAUCAUGCUGCAAGUAUUGGCAUGCUUGCUUUGUCUUUAUGCAGUUUACAGACAUGAUUACGUGGUAAAAAACAAGACUAAGAGCCUGGCUAUAUCUGUAAAGCGUAAAAAACGAGGAACAGCAGUAGGAGGAGCAAAAGAAGGAGGAGGAGCAGAAAGAUCAGGAGUCUGCCAGCCCACCGGGCUCAGGGGCCCCUGUCCUGCUCAGAGAGCUGCAGAAGAAGAGAAGCCCUGCAGGGAUUCUGCAGGGACAGAAAAGGAACACUAG